Messenger RNA from Diospyros lotus (date-plum), 1701 nucleotides. Its product is annotated as beta-glucosidase 24-like. The transcript has 12 exons. The record is from RefSeq and is a predicted model, not a curated record. NCBI's taxonomy places the organism in Eukaryota, Viridiplantae, Streptophyta, Magnoliopsida, Ericales, Ebenaceae. Gene Ontology annotation, biological process: carbohydrate metabolic process. Gene Ontology annotation, molecular function: beta-glucosidase activity. The coding region runs from base 23 to 1459 and encodes 478 amino acids.
UGUGAACAGCAAGAACAAACAAAUGCUUCAAAACACCUUCCUCGCCCUCUCUCUACUUCUCUAUAUCCCAGCACUCUCCACGGCUUAUUUGGAAAGAACAGAUUUCCCAUCAGAUUUCAAGUUUGGAGCAGCAUCUUCAGCUCUUCAGACAGAAAGUUCGCCUCAUGAAGGUGGGAGGGGAUCAGGAACAUGGGAUUUCUUCCUUGGAGACAUCCCAGCAGUUCAAUCCUACUACAAAUACAAAGAUGAUGUACAGUCCUUGAAGAACAUGAACGUGAAGAACUACAGAUUCUCCAUUUCUUGGCCCCGGUUAAUUCCAAAUGGAAAAUUGAGUUCUGGGGUCAACCAAAAGGGCAUCGAUUUCUACAACAAUUUGAUAGAUGAACUGAUUGCUAAUGGCAUUGAGCCUUUUGCGACACUAUUCCACUUUGACUUGCCCUCGGCUCUGCAAGACGAGUACAAUGGCCUGUUGAGCUUAAACUUUGUGGAUGACUUCAAAGACUAUGCCGAUCUUUGUUUCAAGAGCUUUGGAGAUAGAGUGAAGCACUGGAUAACUAUUAAUGAACCACAUGUGUUUGCUUCUGAGGGAUACAAAAUGGGUUUGCCCAUACAAAAUGAUCCAAAGAGGCAUCCUUACGCGGCUGCUCAUAACAUCAUAUUGGCCCAUGCCGUCACUUUUAAACUCUACCAAGAUACCUACAAGCCAACCCAAAAGGGAGAAGUAGGGAUUUCUUUGAGCGCCCAGUGGUUUCUGCCAUAUGCCCCAUUGCCAUCAGAUAAACAAGCAGCACAGAGAGCUUGGGACUUCAUGACUGGAUGGUUCUUGGAUCCAUUAGUAACUGGAGAUUAUCCAUUCAGCAUGAAGGCCAUAGUGAGGGAUAGGCUUCCCACAUUCACCCAGGAAGAGGAAGAAGUGGUUAGGGGGUCUUUUGAUUUCAUUGGCAUCAACUACUACACAUCAAGAUACACCAAAUCCCUAAAGAUAGAACCCAGUGAUGUCCCUACCAGCUUUGACAAAGACCAUUAUCUCCAAACGCUGACUGAGAAAGAUGGAGUACCUAUUGGUAAACAGGCUGGAGGUUUCGACCAGAUCUAUAUAUAUCCAGCAGGUUUGGGUGAAGUUCUAUUGCAUUUGAAGGACUCAUAUAGUAACCUCAAGAUCUAUAUCACUGAGAAUGGAUAUCCAGAGAAAAGGAACGACUCCCUUGAAAUUCAAACAGCACUUCAAGAUGACGUGAGGAUUCACUUCCUCCAAGACCAUCUCAAACAUGUCAAAAAGGCAUUGAGAGAGGGAGCUAACAUCAAAGGGUACUUCAUAUGGUCGCUGUUGGACUGCAUGGAAAUGGGAUCAGGAUACACCAUUAGAUUUGGGCUAAACUAUGUAGAUUAUGGUGAUGAUUACAGGAGGUAUCCCAAAAAAUCAGCAACUUGGCUCAGGGAGUUUCUCACAGACUGUUAGCUUGAAAUCAACUCCAAACUUAUGCCGUCAUUCUAAGUUUAUGGUUGCUGCUGUAUUUGAAUUGAGUAGAUUUCCAGAAUGGCUACGCCUUACUAGCAAUGAUUUUAUGUUUCAUUUUUCAAAAAAAAGGAUAAGUUUAUCACUGGCACUAUUCCAGCUGCGGGAAGGAUAGAAAUUGUUGUAUAAUUUAUAUCAGUCUGUAUCACAUAAAUAAAUUCACCAUCUUUCAGGUUCCACUAGAA